Lampris incognitus (smalleye Pacific opah) is the source of this 375-nucleotide messenger RNA. Its product is annotated as helix-loop-helix protein 2-like. Gene Ontology annotation, molecular function: RNA polymerase II cis-regulatory region sequence-specific DNA binding; DNA-binding transcription factor activity, RNA polymerase II-specific; protein dimerization activity. Gene Ontology annotation, biological process: regulation of transcription by RNA polymerase II. Lineage: Eukaryota; Metazoa; Chordata; Actinopteri; Lampriformes; Lampridae. The record is from RefSeq and is a predicted model, not a curated record.
AUGAUGCUGAGUCCGGACCAAGCCGACACGGAGCUGUCGUGGACGCAGUCGGACCCGGAGACGGUGCUGGGCGACAUGAAGGUCGGCUGCAUCAUGUCGGACGAGCCGGCGGAGGGCGGGGAGGCCAAGGCCAAGUCGCUGAGCCAGCCUCCCCUCAGCCGGGAGGAGAAGCGGAGGCGGCGGCGGGCCACGGCCAAGUACCGCUCGGCCCACGCCACCAGGGAGCGGAUCCGCGUGGAGGCCUUCAACGUGGCCUUCGCCGAGCUCCGGAAGCUGCUGCCCACUUUACCCCCGGACAAAAAGCUCUCCAAGAUAGAGAUCCUCAGACUGGCCAUAUGCUACAUCUCCUAUCUCAACCACGUGUUGGAUGUCUAG